UGUCAGCCUAUAUUUUUUUAAUAAAAUUGUGAAUAACUCUAAAAAAAAACAAUAUGUAAAAAGUCGGGCUUAAAUAUAUAUUUUUUUAAUAUGUGUCUCACAGAAACAUGGCAUUGGGAGAAAAUUAAAUAUCAAAAUGCAAUAUGAAACAUCAAGAGCUUAUUAUGAACGUUACAACGUAAAUAUACGUUAAAACGAAAAUGGCAUGUUGUUGUAAGGCAAAAUGCAAUAAAGCGUCGGUGAGUUGUUUGGGACGUUGCGAUUUGCCGAAGCACAGAUGUCUUACCAGAGACGAUAUCAAAGCAGGUCCCGUGCCACGACAUAUGGGAUGGCACUACACGGCAAAGGAUGCACCUGAACAUCAGUUGAGAUGCGGCUGGCGGCCAGGUCAUAUUUCCUGUUCUGUACUCAGGAAAAUUGAACGACACAAUUGCAUGAAGAGUGGAGAAUGCACGUCUUGUAUCGCCACUUGUUCGAAGCCGCCUUGCAUGAAGCCGUGUUGCUUUGUGCCGAAGUGCGCGGCUGUCUGCCCAUCGGCCACCUCCUGUUGCAAAACGCCUUGCGGACAACCAAUCAUUAGAGUAGUGAGACAUGGAGGCCAAUACAACAUCUGUACGAAACCUUCAAAAAUAAGUAACGCACCAUCGGGUCCUUAUCCACUGAAAUACGUUCUUAACACCUCUCCAGACGAUAAUGAUGCCGAACAAGGAAAAGUGAAAUACUCUGUAGAGGCGAAAUUCAAUGACUAUUUAUUUGACUACACAAGUUCCCAGGCAUCAUUCGUUCUCGACUUUUCUCCACCGAACCCAAAAUGUUUUAAACCUUGUCCGAAGAAAAGUAUCUCAUGCCUACUGUGUGACACAUAUAAAUGCUAAAUUUAUAGUUAAAAUUGUUUGUUUAUUAAUUUUACAAAAUUAAAAGUACAGUUUUAACUUGGCA
This is a messenger RNA of Papilio polytes (common Mormon), 939 nucleotides long. RefSeq lists its product as uncharacterized. Lineage: Eukaryota; Metazoa; Arthropoda; Insecta; Lepidoptera; Papilionidae. The transcript has 4 exons. The coding region runs from base 201 to 875 and encodes 224 amino acids. The record is from RefSeq and is a predicted model, not a curated record.